Molecule: messenger RNA, 3603 nt
Organism: Amborella trichopoda
Lineage: Eukaryota; Viridiplantae; Streptophyta; Magnoliopsida; Amborellales; Amborellaceae
Source: RefSeq, a predicted model, not a curated record
UUUGGGGAGGAGAGAGAUGGAGUUUUUUGGGAGAACAGGGCAGUUUUUUUGGGGGGGAGAGAGAGACCUGUUAUUGAGCAAUGUUGUAUUGUCAAAAUCAAAGGGUGUUGGGGCUCUGCUAGGGUUUCGUGAGAUGGUGGGAUCAGUGUGCUGCCAUGGCUGCGUGGGCUGGUAAUGCUAUGGUUUCUGAUGAUUCCAGCCAUGGCGGCCCACUUCCCAUGAAAGGCAAGCCCCCAGAGUGGUCUGCCAGUGCAACUUGGCGGUGAUGAUCGUUCUCGAAAAUAGGGCAGCGUGGUAUAUGGUUUUGGCGAUGGAUCUACUGCGAAUACUACUGGAUCUGAUAAGGGUUCAUCCCUAAAGGUGGACAGUGGCUUUGGCGAUGGAUCUGGCACAAAACCGACUGGAUCCGACGAGGGUGAUCUUGUUCAUUGUGGUAAGCAGAAUCUCAACUCUGAGAUGGAUCCAAAUACUAAGCUGGUAGUUGAGGGAUCUGUGCCUCAUGUUGAGCAUGGAUCUGGGUAUCGUGUGAUAAUGGAUCUAGCUAUGGUGUUCAGGGAGGUUAUUCCACAGUCUCUUCUGGUGUUCAUGAUCAGGUUAUUUUUUCUCAUGAUACGUCGCAGCUCCUUGUGAGAUCUGGGAAGGGUGAUUGAUCAUGGCAAGAGGAUGCUCUCAGCUGUUAAAGGUGAUCAUGACAAGGGAGCUUCUGGUUUUUCAUAUGAUCGCAGUUCUAAUGGUGGUUUGAUUGCUAUGGGUGAGUGUGAUGGCUCUAGUCAUCGUGCUCUUUCUUCUCUAGAUGGGGCUGUUAUUGCAAAGGAGUCGUUUAUUGUUUCUGAUAUUCACAGUGGUUAUCGAGGGGUUCGUAGGAUUGCAGACAACCCUUGUAACAGAUCUUGGCUUUGCCUCUCGCAAUGGAUUGGACAUUGCCUAUGACUCUAGGUCUCUUGGAUCUGGGCAAGGUGUUCAUGUUAAAGGAACCCCUGAUGGUUCAUAUAUGGUUCCCUACGAGAAUGCCAAUGGUGUUUCUGUGGCGGCAGACAAUGACGCUAGACACAGAUCUGCAGAUAUACAAGGUACUGGCCCUUGCACUAAGGAGCAUCAAGGGGUGGCAACAGAUCUGAUGAUUCUAGGGUGUUGGGUAUCUUUGGAAUCUGGACCAAGUGUUUGUACUAUGCAGAGUGAACAUGUGAUCUCUGCUGGUCAUCUUGGUGCUGUGGAUUACACACACAAGUCUGUUAUUGCGGGUGAGCAUGUUGAUCUUGGUUUAGAUCAUCAUGUUGUCGAUGGUUCACAUAAGUCUACCAGUAAUUGUGCAGAUAAAGUUAUUAUGGAUCGUGAGGGUGCUGGUUUUCAUGGGUUUGAUAUUGAAAACACCCGUGGUGAGGCUAGGGGUGUUGCUCUACUUUGGCAUUCUGCUCCGAGCAAAUAUGGUGCUGGAUUAUUUGUUAAUGGUGCUUCUUUUGGCAACAAUUAUGUCCUUGGAUCUACUUCUUUUGCUGCUGAUAUUGGAGGAGAUGGAAGGAGAAAUUUCAAGGAAUUUUCCCCCUUGUUACCUGGUUCGAAAUCAGAAAAGGUGAAGGUUGCGACCCCUACAAACUGUUGGAAUUUGGGUAAGUCUAUGGACCUACUGUUUGGUGCUAAAGGCAUCCAAAAUGGAGUUUGUUAUUUUGAUGAACUGGAGAUUAGCCCCACUGAAACUAGAAAUGGGAGAUAUAAUGUAAAAAUUGGAAAGGAAUUGGUAGAUUCAUGCUUGAAGAGGUGGGACAACUGUCUUCUUGGAUAUUUCUUGGGGUGUAGGCCUGAAGGGACGUAUAUGAAGAGUAUGUCGCAAAGGAUGUGGACGCUGAAGAAUGAUCUUGAAAUCUUCUCACUUGACGAUGGCUUUCUUAUUUUCAAAUUUCACUCAAAAGAGGAAAUGGAAAUAGCAUGCAUGGGUGGUCGAUGGUUUGUUAAUAAAAAGUGCUUGAUUCUGUAGGAAUGGGACCGCUCGGUUCAACCUUUUAGAACCACACGUCAAACAGUGCCAAUAUUGAUUAAACUGCACAAUCUCCCUCUGGUUUUCUGGGAGCUUGGGAUUCUAUUUCGGAUUGCAUCUAGUGUGGGCAAGCCCAUCUUUAUGGAUAAACCAACAAAGUUGAGAUCUCGGGCUGAACCUCGUGCUUGCGUUGCAAUGGACUUGGACAACCCAUGUCUUAAUGAGGUGUGGUUUGACAUUGAUGGCAAGGAGCGCUGCUAACAAAUUAUGUUUGAGUUUAUUCCAGCUACAUGCCUGUACGUUCUUUGCCCAAAAGGACGCAUUGAAGCCGAAGGGUGUAGUAACUAACAAUUACAAUGGUUCUGUGGUCAUGUUACCUUCGGGAGAAGAGGGUUGGAAAGUCAUGAAGGGAUGGAGACAGUUCCCAUAUAAGAAGAAGAGAUGGACUCUACUUCUUCCAAUGGGUUUCAAGCUUUGGCUGAAGAUAAAGAGGAUGAUGUGAAUAUUGAUUGAGAACUAUUGGAUGUUCUGGAUAAUGGUGUUGAUCAAUCAAGAACAGUUGGAUGUUCUGGAUGAUGGUGUUGAUUGUCCGAAUGGCUGCACAACCUAGUGUUGAAGGUGGUGUUGGCACACAUACUCAUGGUGAUGAUAUGGUACAAGUAGGCCAUUUUAUUUGGGCAUGGUGGGGACUGAUUCCAUGAUAAGCACAGAUUUUGUUGACCCUCCAAAUCAGCAACAGGAUUCUAAGGAAGUUUCAUUAGAGGAUGGUGUUGACAAUCAGUUGAAUACCAUAGUGGAGGUAGAGAGAGAGGUUGGUGUUGACUGAUGACGGAAGUUUGGAGGGGAUUUCUGGUUCCUUGCAUGAUCCUACAUGUAUGGAGACUCAUGUGACUGCUCAGUUUCCUCAAGAGGAUAUGCAAUAGAAGGAAUUGGUUGAGGACGUGAACUCAUCUCAAACAGUCACGCUGAGCAUUGGUAGUGUUCAUGGUUUAGACACACCGAGAACAGAUAAUCAGCAGAAGAAGGAUGUUAAAAAUGCAAUGUUCUCUGUCGUGUCGAAGCCAAGCAUCUCUUUGGAUGGUGGGGAUGGCAAGGCUGACGGUUCUAGUAAGCAGUUGCAGGAUCACACUCUCGGUGAUGGGCAAAGAAAAGUUAGAACUCGUUCACAAACAACAGCCUCUUUAGCAGCUCAUGGGUAUUAUUGUUUACUCGUGCCUUCAACACUUGCCAUUCUGGUGGUAGGGGUGUACUUUCACUGGCUUAGCAUGAAGCUCUUUAAGCAUGCUUGAUGAAAUGUUUGCACUAAAUGUCCCUACUUGGUAGCAUACUCAACUAUUUGAAUAUGGAUGCCAGGAUUUUGCAUUACCUGCCUCAUGAUCAAUUUGUUUGGGAAUGAGUAGAUUUUGGAGUACAGCUCCAUCUCAUGAUACUGUUGAUCAUGAUGACAGAGAGGGGGUGGUUCAGCUUGGUUUGAGAGAGAAAGAGUGAGAGAGAGAGAGAGAGAGAGAGAGAGCUUGGCUUGGCCAAACUUAUGGUUUCGAUCUUGACCUCUCCUCCAUUGUACAAUUAAAUGUCCAUCUUAAGGGACAUUUAAUUUUAUUUUUUCCUAAAGGAAACCACAUUUAAAGCCA